This is a messenger RNA of Arvicola amphibius (Eurasian water vole), 621 nucleotides long. RefSeq names its product LKAAEAR motif containing 1 (gene Lkaaear1). The record is from RefSeq and is a predicted model, not a curated record. NCBI's taxonomy places the organism in Eukaryota, Metazoa, Chordata, Mammalia, Rodentia, Cricetidae. Bases 1 to 621 code for a protein of 206 amino acids. The transcript has 2 exons.
AUGCCACCCCCAGGAGUAAAGGGUGCACGGGAGCGGGCCAAAAAGAGUGCACCAGCAGCUGGAGCUGGUGAGAAACGCAGGAAGGGCCAGAGGGCAACAGAGCCUCCGAAGCCAGGCUGGGCCUUGAGUCAGGAGAGGCUGACGGCCAUGCCCCCCACACAACGCCGCCGCCUCCUGCUCUUUGGAGACCUGCUCGACGACGCAGACGCGUCCGCCUCCAUCUUUCCACGCGAGUCUGUGGACGUACCCUACUCCAUGCCCGACCCGCGCACCUGGACGCUGGCAUCCGAACUACCCUCUCAGCGUCAGAAUCGGCUUCUGGGCGUCCUCAAGGCCGCAGAGGCCCGCGGCCGAGUCCGCGCCCUGAGGUUGCGCUACACCCGAAUGCGGGCAGAGGAAAUCGCUCUGCUGAUCCAGAAGCAGAGCUCCGCGCGCGCCGCCAUUCGGCUGGAACUGUUCCUACCACCCCAACUGAAGCCCACGAAAAUCCCCGAUCCUCUGGACCGACAGGAGGUGCGGCCAAACCCGGAGACGGGUGGGAGGGCCCGGAGGGCCCGGAGGGCCCCCGUGCCUCGCCACACACUGACACCAGCCCCUUUCUCCGCAGCGGAGGCGUGUUGA